GGCUCUGUAUGAUAGAGGAAUUUCAAUCCAAUGUCUGACUACUUUAAGAUGUGGAUAGCCCCACUCCCACAGAUGGUAACAUUUGUAAGUCUGACAACCUUGGUGACAUUUCCAUGAGGCCUGAUUGGGGGUUGCCUUUAGUACCCACACACAGUGCCACAGAUAGUCCCACAAUAACUAAAGGGAGCACGGAAAGGGAAAGGGGGAAAGAAUAUGCUUUGCUCGUCUCCACAAACAUCCUUUCUUGAAAAUAAGUUCAGAUCACUUUUUACUUUUUAGGAAAUAAAUGAUAAAUAAUUCCUCUCGAGUCUCGACUAUAGAUGUUAACCAUAGCUCAUCAUUAUCCCUUGUCGUCAUUCUUUUGAAUCUGUCAGUGGCUCUUUAUCUGGUGUUCAUCUUCCCUGCUUUUACUUUUUUCUUUAUUUAUUGUUUCUGCUCUUCCACAAUCUUUUGUGGACUUGGAAUUUGAUCGCAUGGAGAUUUUUCAAGAACCGACUUUUACAGCUCUUAUGGUGAUUGUUUUGUCCUUUGCUGUUGCUAAGAUUGUUUCUUUUGCUGUUUGUUGCUCGGGUAAUACUGUUGUUUGCUGUGUUGAUGAAGUUGACGAUUGUUUGAGUGGUAAAGGGUUUGGGAAGAGUAAGAAGAAGAAGAGAGUGAAGUUUGUGGAUGAUGUUGUGGUGGGGAAGGUUGAUUGUUUCCAAGGGUUUGAAAGCAGGGUAUUCUUGGGUGGUGAUGGUGAUGGUGUUGGUGUUGAAUCAGUGAUUAAGGAAUUUGAAGAAAGGGUUGAUGAAUCGGGUGUGAAUGAGGUUUCAGGAGGAAAGUUGGAUAGAGUUGCAAUGCUGGUUGACGAGCACAGUGAUGGUGGGAGCAAUAUGGAUGAGGGUUUUAUCCCCAAGGAGGAGAAUUUCAUGGCCGGUGAUGGUGAUGGUGAUCGAGAGAGUGUGAGUUUUGAGGAGAAGAAUGAAGUAGGAAUUGAGAAAGGAAGAGGUUUAAUGGCUAUGGUAGAGAAUGAAGGACAGGUGGAUGAUGAGGAGGUCGAAAGCCGGGGGGAUCUGGAGAGUGUGAUCCUUGAGGAAAAGAAUGAAGUGAGAAUUGAGGAAGGAAGGGGUUUAACUGCUAUUGUUGAGAUUGAGGGACAGGUAGACCAUAAGGAGGUUGAAAACAGGGGGGUUAUGGUCGAUGGUGGUGGUGGUAUUGAUGACAACAACAACAACGAUGAUGAUGAUGGUGGUUGGGAGGGAAUAGAGAGGAGUGAAUUGGAGAAAGCAUUUGCAGAGGCUGUCAACUAUGUUGAGUAUGGUGUGAAGGGGACUGAUCAUUUGACGAAAUCAGGUAGUGAUGUGCAGAUGCAAUUAUAUGGACUUCAUAAGAUUGCCGUGGAAGGGCCUUGCCACGAUCCUCCGCCCAUGGCUCUCAAAGUCUCGGCUCGCGCCAGAUGGAAUGCUUGGCAGAGGCUCGGGAGCAUGGGCCGCGAGGCAGCCAUGGAGCAGUAUAUUAGUGUCCUCUCGGACACCAUCCCGGGCUGGAUGCAUUCUUACUCUGCUAAUGCCGAUGAUCAUGGUUCGCUUAAUUUGGAUACAAACUAUGAAAGGUAUAGCAGUGCUCCGGCGCCGGUGGAUUCUCCGAGCAUCAGUUAUCAUGGAUGAUCAAGAAUGCUGAAAGGAACUAUGGUUUGGGAAGAUGACCUUCUUUGCAAUAAAUUGCUGCUAAUUGGUUUUAAUAUAUGGUGUGUGUUUUAUAUUUAUAUAUAUAUAUAUAUAUAUAGUGGUGUAUAAUUUAUAAAUGAACAUUGGUAUGAAUCAGUGGUGUCUGCAUAAUUCCAUAUUGAAUGUGAAUAUAUUGUUAAUGGGCCUGAAUUGAUAAGCCCAAUUAUUUAUUGGGCCCACAGCAUUUUGGUCCAAAAUUUGUGGCUCAGCUCUUUUUAUUUUGAUUUAAUAUUAUAUUAAAUAUUAAAUUCUUAACGGCUA
Molecule: messenger RNA, 1967 nt
Organism: Andrographis paniculata
Lineage: Eukaryota; Viridiplantae; Streptophyta; Magnoliopsida; Lamiales; Acanthaceae
Product: acyl-CoA-binding domain-containing protein 3-like
Exons: 5
Coding region: 474-1646 (390 amino acids)
Biological process (GO): fatty acid metabolic process
Molecular function (GO): fatty-acyl-CoA binding
Source: RefSeq, a predicted model, not a curated record